Molecule: messenger RNA, 1407 nt
Organism: Verticillium dahliae VdLs.17
Lineage: Eukaryota; Fungi; Ascomycota; Sordariomycetes; Glomerellales; Plectosphaerellaceae
Product: UDP-galactose transporter
Exons: 4
Coding region: 1-1407 (468 amino acids)
Biological process (GO): pyrimidine nucleotide-sugar transmembrane transport
Cellular component (GO): Golgi membrane
Molecular function (GO): UDP-galactose transmembrane transporter activity
Source: RefSeq, a predicted model, not a curated record
AUGGCGAUACUCGGCACCGCGCCGUACCCCUCCAAGGCGCCCACCAUCAUGGGCAUGCCCGCGAAACAGGUGUCCCUCGUCACCAUCAUGCACUACUCCCGAAUCAUGCCACAAGUGGGGGACCAUCGAUACUUCGCCUCGACCGCCGUCUUCCUCAGUGAGGUCAUCAAGUUGUCCAUAUGCCUCUGUUGCUGCAUCGCCGAAACAUCACGUGCCCUAGGCACGUCGGCGACGCCCGCCGCCAUCUAUUGGCACAUCCGAACGGCUGUGUCAUCGGGCGACAGCUGGAGGUUGGCAGUGCCCGCCGUUCUGUAUACGCUGCAAAACUCCCUGCAGUAUGUGGCUGUUGGCAAUCUCGAUGCUGUCCACUUCCAGGUUCUCUCCCAGUUCAAGAUUCUCGCAGCCGCCGUCUUCUCGGUCACGAUUUUGCGGCGCUCACUCCCGCCCAAGCGAUGGCUCGCACUGUUGGUGCUCACUUUUGGUGUCUCGAUCGUCUGUAUACCGCAUUCCGACACACACCAAACUUCCACCUCCUACAACAGCAUCCUGCUCCACCAUGAUGCCGACCACUUCUUUCCGCGAUCCGUUCACGAGCUCGGCCAGGCUGCAGCCAACGGUGCGCACCAUGUGACCAAGCGUGCUGCUCAGGUCCUUGCACCUCGCACGCCCCUAGUCCUCCCUCGCUCCGCCACAUACCAAGGCAUGGCCGAGGACGAAGCUCGCACAAUGGCCAGCAACUACACCUUUGGAGUCUUUGCGGCCCUGAUCGCAGCUGCCAGCUCUGGACUCGCCGGUGUGUACUUUGAAAAGAUCCUCAAGGACGCGGCCGCACCACCGAAUACCUCGAUCUGGACCCGUAACGUGCAGCUCUCUUUCUACUCGCUCUUCCCGGCCCUCAUUAUCGGCGUCUUUUUCAAAGACGGCGCCGAAGUCCGUGAGCAUGGAUUCUUUGACGGCUAUAACUGGGUCGUGUGGACCGCCAUCUUUCUUCAGUCUGCCGGAGGUGUCCUCUCCAGCAUGUGCAUCAACUACGCCGACAAUAUUGCCAAAAACUUUGCAGCAAGCAUCAGCAUUGUCGUCAGUUUCGUUUUCAGCGUGCUCUUUUUUGAUUUUGUAUUCGGCUUCACCUUUAUCCUCGGCACCUCGUUGGUCAUGUUCGCAACCUACCUAUACAGCUCUCCUGAACGAAAGAUGACCCGUCGACCGCCACCACUGCGCAUUGCGAGCUACCAAAAGACCGCCGUUGACCCAAUGUAUACCCCGCGGCUCGGCGACGAUCUACGGCCCCCACUCGACCCGCUUGAGUCAGUCCGCAGCAUGGCCUUGUCGACGUCGCGGCCGUCGAGCCCGAUGCGCUAUCCACGCUCACCGUCAGCACGGAAUCUGAGCAAGUUCCGGGGUGACUGA